AGUCUUAUAUUUCAUCUCGUCUUAAACAGCGGUGUGUUGUUCGGUUCUUAACGAAGAAAAUACUGUCGAAAAGUAUUAAAAAAUCGUGAAUUAUUAGUUGAUUAUACUAGCCAUGAAGCUAGUAAUUUGAUAUUAAUUCAGGAAUUAAAUUCAUAUGCUUCUGAUAGUUCUGCUUAAGAAGAAAUCUUUUUUAUUAUUGUAAAAAAAGUAAAGAAAUCGAGAAAAAAAGAAACGAAAUUGAUGUAAAAACGAUGCCAUGAACGUAAAAAUUUCCCAAAUCCUAAUUUAACACGUGCCAAGUUUACAUCCGAAACCGAAUCAAAUUGAUUUUGAUUAUUUAUUGAUGACUUUUUUCUGUGUCAAACUUACUGUCGUCAUAAAAAGAUGUUCAAGUCAAGUCAUAAGGUGAUGUAAAGAUUGAAUGAAUUGUUCAAUUAUUUUGGGGUGAAAAGACAGACAAUCAGCGUAAGAAGCAUGGUUAAUACCGUUGAGAAUGAGACAUUGCCAAAGAGCAUCAACAAUGGACCCCGCGUGUCAUUUAAUCGUGAUGUGCAUGUUAAAAGAUAUGGCUCACAAUUGAAUCAUAAUGAUUCUUCAACUCACGAUUCAUUAACAUCGCGAUCUCAAUCGCCUGCUAAUUUUCGACGUGAACUACCGGCCGACUUAUCGGAAGAAGCUCUAGAGAGAGAAGCAGCUCUUGUUCUUGAACAAGCAAAAUACUUUGGUUCGUUGCCACACCGUAAAAAUCAACAUCGAAAGCCAAUUCGUCGUAGUAUAUCGGAUGCGUCGACAUCUAAAAAACCUAAACGCAGUUCCAUUUUUAACAUUUUUAACAACACAUCAACCUCCACUAACUCGCCUUCCCCAGUUAAUAAUCACAAUAAAAAAAGUAAUAAUGACAAGCAUGCGAAUAACAAGAAAGUAGAAAGAAGCAAAAGUGACGUAAGCUCGCGAAGUAGUCAAAGUUCGAAACGCGACAAGUAUCGUAAUCAAGUUCAUCUUAAAGGAAACUCGUUUAACAAUUUAACUAAUAGCAGUGAUAGCAGUGAUAAUACCAACAAUUUUAUAACAAACACGUCAAAGAAAAAAGUUCCAUUAAGUCCUAUCACCGAGGUUAAUAGUCCCUUAGCGGAUACUAAAAAUCCUCGCACCGAUUAUUUUGACGAUUUGUUAGAUAAGCGAAAGAUAAAACUAACAAACGGCAAAAGUUUUGCAAGCAGUGAAGACUUAGAUUUGAUACCGACAUCCGAUAAAAUAUCAUCAAAGUAUUCAAAGUCGGCAGAAACAAUGCACAGUUCACAAAUGCCAGCGGAAAAGCCCGCGUUAACUAAAGGCGUGGCUGUAGAUAAAAUGGUAAAGCGGUUAUCGAUUGAAGAACGUCUCUCGCCACCGCCUCAAAUAUUACAGGCUGGCGGCUUUUCUUACACAAAUCCUCAGCUUUCGCCUAUUAGUCCCCUCGCCUAUUCACCAACUAAACAUAAAUCCUUAUCACCUCCAUUAACAAAGUCUGAUCAACUCAAUAACGAUAUUGUGUACGCACAAGUAGUUUGCAAUGAAAUGAAAAAUGUUGAUGGUAGCAAAACAAUUACAAGCAAAGAAACGAUUCAUAAUACGCUAAAGAAGAAUCGUGAGUCAGCUAGUCCACCACCGAACAUUAAAAUAAAUCCGAAUCAUUCAAUUGAUAUGGUUGAUCAUUUAAUAGCCACAUCGCCUGCGAAAAACAGCAAUUAUCAAUUCAGGAACAGUGUGAAAAUCAUCACAGAUAACGAAGGCGAAAAGAGUUUUAUUGUUGAUGACGAGCCGAUUAUAAAACCAAAUAUAAGAAUUCAAAUUCCACGAUAUUCAUCCAACAACAAUAUCAACAACAAUCACUUAGAUAACGAUAAUAACGAUUUUGACUUUGAUCGCAACGAGAUGCGUGACACAGAUUUCAAUGGAUUAGAUUUGACACUUAGUAGUCGACGUGCGAUCUUGGAAUCGCGUAUUAAGUCGCGCAUUGGUGGCCUUCACAUUAAUAACAAUGACAACAACAAUACAUUCGCUCAACGAACGUCAUCAUCGCCACCCACAACAACCAAACGCUACCACAAAUAUGGAUCUAAUGAAAUUAUAAAUCGUUUUUCGCCCGAACGAAAUCAUCUCGAUGUUGUUCAUUCAUCGACGCCAUAUGAGUGGAAGCGAAGUAAAAAUCAAACUGAUGAUAACAACACGUUGCGUAAAAAUUCUUAUAAUUACAACAGCAAACACAAUGAAAAAGGUGAUUCUGGUAUUGAAGUUGACAAUGUAUCGAAAAAGAAUAAGAAGAAUAGCAACAAAAACGGUUCGUCGAGAUUUAACAUUGGCCGCAAAUGGAAUUACGAAGAUGACAUCAUUGAAUGUGAGUUGUUUCUCAUGAAGGAGAAGAAACAUACGGAAGAAACUUAUCCAUAUCAACUUGUGAAAACGUUUGUUUAUCGUGAACGAUCUAUUGAUGAUGGAUCACAUUAUGAUCCAAAUUUGGACAAGAUGAAUAUCAUCAAGGAGUGGAAACAUAACAAGAAAAUCACGAGGGACUUUUUAAAGUCAAAAAAGAAGAAAAGUGGAUUGGAGAAGGUGAAGGAACUGUUUAAGUCGAAGUCAAAGACCAAUGGUGUUGAUGACAAUGAAGUGAGAUCAAGAUAUCGCGAAUAUUCACCAAACUUGGACCCACCACCAAUCAGUCGUCAACAGGAUAUUGCUAAUCGAAGACGGUUAUCAACGCCUACAGCGAGUCCCGUUGUAACAAGUCGUUCAAAAUCAUUGCCGCCGAAAAGUAAGAAAAUUAAUGGCCAUGUUACAUCAACAACACCAAACAGCACACUUAAACGUGACAAGGAGAAUAGUCCACAAAAGUUUAACUGGUUUGCUUCGCUUGAUCGCCUAUCGAAAAAGAAAACGAGAGAGCCAUCAAAUGCAUCCACAAUUGAUCGAAAGUCAACAAUUUCCAGAACAAAAUCGACAAGCAUGAAAAACAUUUCAACAAAUGGAUCGAACAAGACUUUACGAUUUUUCGGUGACACCGACGCUGAUGAAGUUGAUUCCAUUUCAAGAGGGACGUCAAAAAAGCUUAAUUCAUCACAAGAGGUUCGCUUAAAGAGCUCUUCUUUGCAAAAUUUAAAUGCACAGAAGAAAGUGAAACAGACAAAAGCAAUUUCACGAUCUCGCGCCGAACUACAAGACAUUUCUGAAAGCACCUCGGACACGGAAUUCCAUAAACAUGAAUCACCAAUUCGUCGAUCACCAUCACCAAUUGUCAAUAAACAUUUGCCCCCACCACGACCACCAAAAUCUUCGAAGUUAGUCAGCGCAGUCUCAUCAACAUUGCCUCGGUCGCCGAGAAGAAAAAUGUUUGAGGAAGACAACAUUGAUCGCGAUUUUACACAUCGUGAUGUGCAAGAGUCAACGCCUUAUUAUCAAAAGAAGGAAAGUUUUGAAUCUGAUUCGUUGUCAAAUUUAACAUCUGCAAGACGACUUCGUGAAAGUUUAUCUGUUAGUCGUGAGAAUCUCCAUCGUGAUCGUUUUGAUAGUGAUGCUAGUCAACGAAGUGUUGUUUAUUUACAUGCUACAACUGUUGGAGACAUUCCAUCACAAACUCUCGAUCGUCGUAGAAUGUCAGGCAAGAACAGCAUCAAAUCAGCAAUUCAACAAGAACAACCAAUGAUGCGAACUGUUAACCGAUCAGUUUCCAUGAAUGCACCAUGGAAACCAAAAUUCAUAAGUGAUGGAUAUGAAAUCAAUUACAACAAUGAUGUUCAGAAGGGGAGAUAUCAUCAAGAGAAACUACGAAGCAAAAGCGCCACACGCGAUAAAUCAACAGAAAGACGAAGAUGGGACCGCGACACUCCCAAACGAAUUUGAAAAUUGUUUUAGGAAAAACGUGGAAUUGAAUAUUGGAUUAAAUAUUUUAUGUCAAAACUCUCAGACAUGUUGAUAGUUUAUUAAUUAAUUAAUUAUCUAAAUAUAAUCCUUUCCUUGAGAACUUUUAAUAAUUUAAUGACUCCAUUAAGAGUAAAAGAAACAUGAAUUAUUAAUAUUUUCAUCUCCAGUCACUUUAUACUAACAUUUUAAUGUUUUUUUAAAAAUGAUGAGCUGUAAAAAUUGAUUGUAAUAUUUUUGAAUGAAUAAAAUGAGAUGAUUUACUAAUUUUUUUAAAAAAACAUA
This is a messenger RNA of Clunio marinus, 4179 nucleotides long. The record is from the annotation of a GenBank genome assembly. Lineage: Eukaryota; Metazoa; Arthropoda; Insecta; Diptera; Chironomidae.